This is a messenger RNA of Ambispora gerdemannii, 420 nucleotides long. NCBI's taxonomy places the organism in Eukaryota, Fungi, Glomeromycota, Glomeromycetes, Archaeosporales, Ambisporaceae. The record is from the annotation of a GenBank genome assembly.
AUGUCGACAAACGAAACCUCUGACGACCUAGAAACAAUUCUCCGGCAAUUAGCCAACGAAUCUGACACAGACACUGAUCCAAAGUUAAAAAUAGAAAAAUACCGAGAAGAAUGGAACAGAUAUGCACGAACACAACAAAACGACGGACAAAAACUAUACUGCUUAGCAUUAAUUGGCACACAAAUAAGUCGAAUAACGAAGGACCUAACGGAAUUCAACAAAUUAGAAUACGUAGUCACAAAGGGAGAAAAACCCAUAUUUAGGACCAAAUUAAUGCGACUCCGAAUGGCAGAAUGGUUAAGUGAUAUAUUCUCAACAAAUCCCGAAUUCCUUCUUGAAGUACCUAGAGGAACAUUCUUAAAACUAGGAUGUUUGAACCACGAAGAACUACAGCAAUUAGCAGAAAAAGUGAAGGAAUAG